Pseudozyma hubeiensis SY62 is the source of this 3396-nucleotide messenger RNA. RefSeq lists its product as hypothetical. The coding region runs from base 1 to 3396 and encodes 1131 amino acids. The record is from RefSeq and is a predicted model, not a curated record. The transcript has a single exon. Lineage: Eukaryota; Fungi; Basidiomycota; Ustilaginomycetes; Ustilaginales; Ustilaginaceae.
AUGUCCUGUCAUACUCUCUCGGAUAAAAGUCCGUUAUUGUCUUCCGCGUCAAACACUGCAUCAGCAUCCUCCGGUCUAGCAGAUCCUAGUGCCGUUUGCGACAAUCGCCCGGCUGAGCUGCACCCUUACCUCGCCUUGCGUCCUGACACCUCUCGUCCUUGCGCAGUAAGGUCUGCCUCCGACACCGCCAUCCCCUCGGCCCUUAAAAUAGCAAGCAUCCGUCAAAGACGUACUCGUACCCUUGACCUGUCCGCCCAGCCUUUCAUCCAACCUCGAUCGUCUUCCACUCGCAAAAGAGUCCCAACAACCUCGUCUUCGUCACUGCAUUCCUCCCUCUGCUCGAUCGCGACCUUACAGAGCCUGCCCGACCUCGCAUCCAACUCGCCGACAUCACCAGAUCUCACUCCGAAGGCCUCGGACACGUCUCGCUUCUCGUCUCCAUCCAGCAACAUGUCGGCCAAAUCUGCCGUCAAGCGCAGCUCCAUGGUAAGCGGCGUCAGCGUCGCUGAUCGCGCCAAAGCAUUUCAAGCCGAGGCCGCCAACAAUGGCUCGUAUAAGAGACCUGUUUUGAGGCAGACCCGCCGCAGCACCGAUCCAUCUGUGCAAGCUUCGUCCUCAAAAUCGUCGUCCCUCAGCCUUGCCUCUUCGGAAGCUUCCACCUCAUCCUCCCUAGCAGCCCUCCCUCGCGACGAAUACCAAGAGUCUGAGGUCGUCAUCAAGCGCGCUCGUAGGAUCAGCAUCUCGACUCCCCUCCAUCGACGCGCUCGCAGCGACGCCAGCGAAAUCGACCCUUUCGUCGGCCCUCCUUCUCAAGAUGGCGCUAGCCGACCCGCCGUUCACGCAUCCUCCUUCGCCGAGAUCGAGCAGCUUACCGCCCAGCUCGAAGCCUACCGUCCACGCGCCAGACCUGCAGCGAAUACAGCGCGUCGUGGUCGAGCCAGCUCCGUGCUCAUGCACAGCAUCGCAGAGGAGAACCCUCAGCUUCGUUUGUCAUCUUCCACAGAAACCAUUCGCAGUCUUGCCCCGACGAGCAAAGCGUCCGUACCGCUGCAAGACGAUCACGUCCAUUUCUCAGUUUCGCCGUGUCUUUCGGAAGAUGGCUCCAUCGACUGGCAUCACUUUGUCAGCGCCAACUACGGCGUACGCCCCUCCUUUGAUCUCUACAAUCCCAUCUCGAUCACCGACCUGGCCUUCCCCAUCUCUACCCGCAAGCAUGCCUACGAGUCCAAGCUUUGCAAACCCGACAGCCCCACUCUCAACGACGAAGCAACGUGGCUCGAAGAGGAGCUCGCCAACUGCAGCGGCAGCAGCGACGAAGAAGAUGAGGCCGAUCAGCACGACUCGUACGCUCCUCACUCCACGUCGAUGGACGAGGACGAGUACAUGACCCCCGAGGGUAGUCCGUUGCUUUCGCCCAUCAACAUCCUGGCGCCACCAUCCGACGAUGUCGAGAUCAUGGGCCUGGGUAUCCAAGAUCCUUCGCUCUUGCUCCCCGGUCAUCCUUUCGUUCGAGCUCAAAGCGACAAGUCUGCCGACUCGCUGCUUGAGCAAGUGGCCAUGCACGAGGCCUGCGUUCGAACGCUCCACACUCUGUCGCACGACGAGCGCGAUCAGGCCACCGCCAUCGCCUCUGCUGCCAACAACCGUCAAUUGGGUCUUCCAGCCUCGACCAUGCCUCGUCGCAGGAGCAGUCUGACUGCGCCGACGAAUAUGCAGUCGUUGCGAGCCAUGGCGUCCAAGGGCACCUUCAGCGCGACCCAUGUAGACAGCUCGGCACUGUUCGGCGACGACACGUACGACGGCUCGGUGAGUCCCAUGGCGGACAUGGGCCACGGAGGCAGCUACAGCACCGACAUGAACGGAGUUCGUCGUGCCUCGGCUGCCAGCUACCUCUCGACCGAUUCGACCGUCUCGGCGGACGUUUCGAUCGGCUCGCACGGCUCGAGCCUGCUCUUCAACGCACACCUCGCAGCACCUGGUAUGCAGCGACGUGAAUCUGCAGACACCACCAUCAGCACUCGUCGCUCUUCGUUGGCGAGCAGCUAUGGCAAUCACGAAAAGGCGCCGGUCAAGCCACCGCGCAGCCCUCUACGAAGUCAUCCAGUGCCACUGCCGGCUCUGCCUCAGGAAGAGUGCGACACGCCUCAGCCUGCCCAAAAAGCAGCCACGGCCGAGCAGCCGCGCGAUCUGAUGCGCAUGCAAGCCAUGCCUCUGCCUCCUCUGCCCCACGAAGCAGUUGUCGAGACGGACAAGCCUCGCUCUUCGGUUGAAUCCGCACGAACCCGCCGCAGAACAACCCGUCGCAAGAAGAGCACCGAGCUGCCGCAGCUUCCUGCUCGCCUCGACAGCCUAGACGCGAUGGUGGCAGCAGCACCCAAAGAGACCCAACUCAAAGAAGAGUUUCCCCAGCGCCUCCUGGGAGACUGGUUGAACGCUCAGAAGGACAACGAGUUUGCCAGGCAGCAUGAACAGGCACAUGCGCACGAGCAAGCUCUCAGCGUUCAGCCCAUCCCGCUUCACCAACGGAUCCACAACAAGGACGGUACCGCCUACCUUCCCGGCUUGGGCGAGAUCGUUCCCCCCAGUCCCGACGUCACCUCUGUCAGCUUGUCGCUGUCACCGCAGGACGGCAUCCCCGUCUACCCUGCAGCGCGCAAGCGGCUGGGCAUCGAGCCAUCCGCACCCACCAUGCUCUCUGCCACAUCCGCCUUCGUAGCGUCCGCUGGCAGCAAAGCCUCCUCCACCACUACUUUGAAGAGCAAGCUUUCGGGUCGAUUCGCUCGAUCUUCCACCAAGGACGACACUGCUGCCAGCAAAGUGGAGCGCAAGACGUCGGAAUCGUCGCUGCUGCUGGGUCGAAUGCGAAAGACAUCUGGCAACGGAUCGCGACAGUCGUUCGCUGCUCCGGCAGAGAUGCCUUCGGCAUGGAAGGAACGGAUCGUAGGAAAGAGGCCUUCGCUGGAUCUGCGACGACCUAGCUUGGCGUCGCUCGCGUCAACCUCUUCGGGUGGAUCGAAGCGGUCCGAGGUCCAAGAUGGGCGCGGGUCGACGUUGCUCCCCGCGACAGUGGGUGCGGAAAGGUCACGAUCGAGUCUCGGGUUCCGCAAGAUGUUCAGCUCGAUCACGGGUGGCGAAUCCAGUACGCCGACCGAGUCGCCCACAGUGACGACGCUGGAAGUCCUCGCAGCCAACACAUUCGAGUCGCCCGUCCGCCGAUCCAUGUCGAUCCGAAAGCAGCGUGCUGGGUACGAAUCCUUCAUGCAGCUUUCCGAUGACGACGAUGAGGAUGAUUCGGUGGUUGCGCAAGCCAGCACGGGGGGUGUGAGGAGCAGGAAGGAUCUGACAAAGAUGUUCGGCGCUAGUCAGGUGGACCUCGACCAAGCCCGCAGGGGAUGA